Molecule: messenger RNA, 3174 nt
Organism: Pyricularia pennisetigena
Lineage: Eukaryota; Fungi; Ascomycota; Sordariomycetes; Magnaporthales; Pyriculariaceae
Exons: 3
Coding region: 1-3174 (1057 amino acids)
Source: RefSeq, a predicted model, not a curated record
AUGAGCACCGCUGAUUUGAAUUACUUUACAUGCACGCUCGGAGAAGCAGCAAAAUGGCAAGCUUCAGCGCCCGAGGAACAACAGCCUUUCAAAUCUGUGCUGGAGAUGUUAGGCCAGCAGGCCGAAGCGAUUCCUGAGGUUGCGGCUUUGGGGUUUGCCGACUUUUCCCGCGACGAUGCUUUUAUGGUCCCUACCCAUCUUACGUUCCGAGAGCUUCGCAACCUAUCGUUGCAAGCGGCAAACACCCUAUCAGCUGCUUUCGGUAGAGGCAAUGGGACGAACGAGUCCCCUGAGACUGUCGGUCUCAUUUGCAAAACGAGCCUCGACUUCCUUUUAACGUGGCUGGGCCUCGCGCAUCUUGGCUGCGUUGUCUUCUUCAUUGCACCGCAACUCGACUCUCGAGCUAUCUUGCAUCUCUGCGAAAAGUCGCGAGUGAAAAGACUUGUCGUCCAACCAUCACUGAGGGCGAUUGUAGAUGACCUUCAGGAUAAGGUCAAUGUGCUUAAAAUCCCGCCCUACUUUUACAGGCCAGUAGCAGAACCCAAGUUGCCACAGCAAGCCUCAGCCUCUGAGAUAUCUCAUAUUUUCCACUCGUCCGGCACAUCUUCAGGCCUGCCGAAGCCCCUACCGCAAAGUCAACACUGUGCAGUUGGGGCCCUUCCCCGCCUCCCUGGAGUAGACAAACCUGCAACGUUUACCACGACGCCGCUUUACCACGGCGGCAUAGCAGAUUGCCUUCGGUCCUGGACAAGCGGCGCAAUGAUUUGGCUUUUUCCCGAGUCCAGGAUGCCAAUUACGGGCUCCAACGUUGUAAAAGCGGUCAAUUUCUCGCGAAAGCACAGCCCCGUGCCCGACGUCAGAUACUUCUCGUCUGUCCCAUACGUGCUACAAAUGCUGAUGGAAGAAGGCCGAGAGGGGAUAGAAAUUUUGAAAAGCAUGGACCUGGUCGGCUUCGGCGGCGCCGCGUUGCCCACGUCUAUCGGCGACGACCUGGUGAACAAAGGCGUGCGACUUAUCUCGCGGAUGGGCAGCGCCGAGUGCGGAUUCCUGCUAUGCUCCGCCCGGGAAGAUUUCGACAAGGAUAAAAACUGGCAGUUUUUGCGGUGCAAGGUCGAUAACCAUGUGUUGGCCUUUGAGCCGCGGGACGAAGGGCUGUUUGAGCUAGUCGUCAAGCCUGGGUGGCCACUUAAGGAGCAUUCCAAUCGGCCAGACGGGUCAUUUGCUACGGCUGAUCUUUUCGAGCGCCACCCGUCGAUUGGAAAUGCCUGGCGUUAUCACUCGCGAGCUGAUGCACAGAUCGCGCUUGACAACGGCAAAAAGUUCGAUCCGUCGCCGAUCGAGGAAGCUAUCCUCGCCCAAGUCCCGACCUUGCUGGAGGGCGUGUUGGUGUUUGGUGCUGGGCGCACCUUUCCCGGUGCUUUACUUUUUACCAAGGAUGGUAGCGGCAAAGGUGAUAGCGCUGUAAUCGAUGCUGUGUGGCCAGCCGUCGACAAGGCCAACCAGGCGUCACCGAGCCAUGCGAGAAUAUCGAGGACGAUGCUUGUCGUAGUGCCCGGCACGAAUGGACAACCGCCACUGGAGAAAAGCAGCAAGGCCACCAUUAUGCGCGGCAAGGCAGAAAAGCGAUACGCCGAGCAUAUUGAAGGCGCCUACAUGCCUGGGGCAACAGCCCAGGGGAGGACCGGCGUCAGCAUCGAAGACAUCCCAGCCGCAGUUUACCAAAAGUUUACUCAGGUAUUGGGGCGAAAACUGGAUCCCGACCAAGACCUUUAUCAACAAGGCGUCGACUCGAUGGCGUGCAGUCACGUCCGGGGGUUGAUUGAAGCAGAGGUUAUGCCCGCCAACAGCCACAAGCUGCCCAUGAACAUUAUAUAUGACAACGGCAGCAUUGGCAAGCUUGGCAAGUUUCUUCAGAGCGUCAUACGUGGGUCUGCCCCCAAAACAAUAGACGACGAGGAAGACCUCAAUCUGAUGCGAGACCUCGCUGCCAAGUACUCGACGUUCAGCAGCGUUGAAAACACAGGUCGGCGUCACCACCAGAGUGGCCAGACAAAGGUUGUAGUGCUGACUGGCGCGACUGGCACCUUGGGUGCACACAUUCUGCAUGGCCUCCUAUCCGACAGCCGAGUGACCAAGACCUUUUGCCUAGUCCGCGCCAAGGAUUCUAAAACCGCUGCAGAGCGGGUACGAGAUUCUCUGGUUCGACGAGGCCUCGACGGUUCGCAGAUCCGAAAUGACCGGGUAAUCAGCGUGCCGUGCGACCUGACACGUCAAAAUCUUGGGCUUUCAUCCCUUCAUCGACAGUGUAUAGCCCAAGAGGCAACGCUGUACAUACACGCGGCCUGGCCUGUCAACUUCAGUCUGCGUCUGGCGUCUUUCAAAAACCAGCUAGCAGCCGUGCAGAAUCUGAUAGUGAUUGCUGCCGCCAACGCCGCACGAUUUUGCUUCAUCAGCUCCACGGCAUCCGUAGCCCAGUCGCCCCACACUGUCAUUCCGGAGGAGCCAUCCUCCGACCCGCGCCAUGCAGCACCACUAGGCUACGCGCAGUCCAAAUGGGUCGCAGAGAAAAUAUGUGCCGCGGCACAUGGAACGUUUGGCCACGUUGGCAUUAUCAGGGUCGGCCAGCUCUGUGGCAAUAAGCAAGGCGUCUGGAACAUGAGCGAAGCAUGGCCGUUGAUGCUGUCCACUGGCAACCUGACCGGCUGCCUUCCUGAUCUGCAAGACGAGGUGCUGGAUUGGUUUCCUGUCGACCAGGCUGCCGAGGCUAUAUUGGACAUUUUUGUACCGGAUACUGUGAUAUCAACGACGACAGACGUGGAUAUAAAGGUCUACCAUAUAUACAACACGCACAGGAUACCAAGCUGGACUCGGAUGCUUCAAUGGAUCCAGGAAAGUGAGCAGGCGCAAAAACUGGAAAUUGUGCCGCCUCACAUUUGGAUAACGAGGUUGGAAAAGGCUUUAACGGAAAGGGAUCAUUCCUCAAAUGCAUUAUUACAUUUCUGGAAGGAUAAGUACACCGGGCAGCCAGUGAACAGCGCGGGACACGAGCACAAGGCUGCUAAGCCAUGUUUUUGCGUUGUCAGAGCGCAGAGCCAGUCUCCCGCCGUCCGCAACAUAAAUUCCAUUGGUCAAAAGGACGUGAUGAGGAUGUGGGCUUGGAUGCAAAGUAAAUAA